AUGACACCGGAAGCCACGCGCAUCGUCUUGGAAAACGUGGACUUUCGUUUACCCACACAAGUCACAGACGACAAUAGUGUCGUCGCUUUGAAAAGCCUGGUCUUUGAACCGCUUGUUUGGUGGCACCCACAUGGUUGCGUUAAGCCCGGCUUGUUUGCCAGUUGGGAGAGCUCACCAGAUGCUCGCUCAUGGCGAUUCCACAUACGCGACGAAGCCAUCUUCCACGAUGGCCUUCGAUGCACGGCCGAUGUGAUUGUCACAUAUAUCCUUGGGUUUCUUGAUUCCCGCGAUUAUUUCGGCAUGCCCUGGAGCUACAGUCGCUACUUCGCACAUGCAAGGAUUUCUGCCGAAAGUGAGACCACUGUUACCAUCGAAACCCCGGCACCAUUCCCUGAUGUUCUUGAAGUGUUAUGCGAUUUCUGGCCAUCACGAAUCGAUGCCGCUGAUAAACCUGUGCUUGGCACCGGUCCUUAUAGCGUCAGGCAAUUUGAACGAAACGAUGGAAUCGGCAGAGCAACUUUGGAAGUAUUGCGUCCGAGUAAAUCGCACAAGUCGCAUGUGAUUGUCGCAACUCAAGAGCCCGAUGGUGCCAAACGCCUCCAGUUAUUACGCGACGGCAAAGUGGACGUGGCACUGAAUCUCGAGCGGACAAGGAACCUUCAGCUCCUCAACUUUGACUCGAGCCUCAACUGGGGCAAGACACACAGCACAUUAUCUGUGAUUUAUUACUUGAACUGUCCCGAAGGUGUGUUUUCUUCGCCCGAGUUGCGCCUCGCCGCCAAUCUGGCGCUCGACAACGCUGCAUUAGUGGAUAAAGUCUAUCAAGGACUCGCGACACCUUCUGCCAGCAUCGUGAGCCCAUUUCACCACGGCUUCGUAGAGGCAGCAUUGCAGCCCAUACCAUAUAAUCCAGACCAGGCUCGACGAUUGGUGAAGAAGUUUGGUUCCGAGCAGAAUUUGGAAUUAAAACUGCGAAGUCCAACCUACAUGCCCGAGCACGCGGAGCGCAUCUCCCAAUUCGUGGCAUCGGCGUUGGAGUCAAUAGGAUUUAGUGUCCAGGUCGAAGUCGAGACGAAUAGACCUGAGUACGCGAGGCAGAUUGGGCUUCGAAAGGAAAUUGGUGAUUUGGCACUUUUCGACUCCACGCCCAACAGCACGUUCCGCGUCCUUGACGACAAAGUCUCGAGCGAUGCACGCAAUACCUGGUGGCUAGGAUACCACGAUGACGAGCUACAGAAAAGAUUUCGCGCAGCGCGACAAACAAUCGCAAACAAAGAAAGGGCUGAAGCUUAUGGGAGUUGUUUGGCGAGAUUGCACGAGAAUCCUCCAUGGUUAUACAUUGCACAUCCAGAUGUUGUAUGGGCGAGCCGACCAGGGCUCUCUUUGAAUAUAGGACCCUCCGGUGUCUUGAGUCUCUAG
This is a messenger RNA of Pestalotiopsis fici W106-1, 1419 nucleotides long. RefSeq lists its product as uncharacterized. The record is from RefSeq and is a predicted model, not a curated record. The coding region runs from base 1 to 1419 and encodes 472 amino acids. The transcript has a single exon. Gene Ontology annotation, biological process: transmembrane transport. NCBI's taxonomy places the organism in Eukaryota, Fungi, Ascomycota, Sordariomycetes, Amphisphaeriales, Sporocadaceae. Gene Ontology annotation, cellular component: ATP-binding cassette (ABC) transporter complex.